Molecule: messenger RNA, 2081 nt
Organism: Lathyrus oleraceus (garden pea)
Lineage: Eukaryota; Viridiplantae; Streptophyta; Magnoliopsida; Fabales; Fabaceae
Product: bifunctional riboflavin biosynthesis protein RIBA 1, chloroplastic
Exons: 7
Coding region: 174-1787 (537 amino acids)
Biological process (GO): riboflavin biosynthetic process
Cellular component (GO): chloroplast
Molecular function (GO): 3,4-dihydroxy-2-butanone-4-phosphate synthase activity; GTP cyclohydrolase II activity
Source: RefSeq, a predicted model, not a curated record
AAUAAAUGAGGAACGCAUUGGGGUUAAGAGGAGACACCGUUCUCUCUUCAACGUUUCGGCGUUACUUCCUCUACUGUUCUAUAGAGAAGACUUUCAAUUUUAUAUAAAUACAAUUAAGAGCCACAAUCACAACAACACCGUUCUCUUGCAUCUUCAUUUGCUCCAACAAAACUAUGGCUGCUCCUACUUUCAAUCUCUCUUCUUCUUCUUCCUCAACGCCACUCUCAUCUUCCCGGGUAUCCAACCACUUCAAAUUAUUCAGUGAUUUCCCCCCUGUCAAACUGAAUUAUAAAUUUGCUUCAAGUCAUAAUGCUGCUUUUAUGGUUAAAGCUGCAUUGGUAACCGGAGGAGGUGACCUGCUUUCUUAUCCAAAAAAUAGCAAUGAUGUUGUCAUAGGUAAAGAUUUGGUUGUUGUUGAUGAGUCGAAUGGAACGUCGGCACAAGACUCCGGGAUAACAAGCGUCUUUUUCCCUACUGACAACAAUGAAUUUGAUUUGGACAGUCCCGCAGAAGGUUUCGCUUCUAUCCCUGAGGCCAUUGAAGACAUUCGCCAGGGAAAGAUGGUAGUGGUUGUAGAUGAUGAAGAUAGAGAAAAUGAAGGAGACUUGAUAAUGGCGGCACAGUUGGCAACACCUGAAGCUAUGGCUUUUAUAGUAAAGCAUGGAACUGGCAUUGUUUGUGUAAGCAUGAAAGAGGAAGAUCUUGAUAGAUUGGAACUUCCUUUGAUGGUGGACAGUAAGGCCAAUGCCGAAAAACUUUGUACAGCAUUCACUGUGACAGUGGAUGCUAAACAUGGUACAACCACAGGGGUGUCAGCUCAUGAUCGGGCAACUACUGUCUUGGCCCUUGCGUCUAGAGAUUCAACUCCAGCUGAUUUCAACCGCCCAGGCCAUAUUUUUCCACUAAAAUACAGAGAUGGCGGUGUCUUGAAGAGAGCUGGACAUACAGAAGCUUCAGUUGAUCUUACCGUACUUGCUGGUUUGGAUCCGGUGUCAGUUUUGUGUGAGAUUGUAGAUGAUGAUGGUUCCAUGGCUAGAUUGCCUAAGCUUCGCCAAUUUGCCAAGCGUGAGAAUUUGAAAAUUGUAUCUAUUGCCGACUUGAUAAGAUAUAGAAGAAAGAGAGACAAAUUAGUAGAGUGCUCUUCUGCUGCAAGAAUACCUACAAUGUGGGGGCCAUUCACAUCAUACUGUUAUAAGUCUCUGUUAGACGGGAUUGAGCAUAUUGCAAUGGUUAAGGGUGACAUUGGAGAUGGACAAGAUGUUCUUGUUAGGGUACACUCGGAGUGUCUAACUGGAGACAUAUUUGGAUCUGCCAGAUGUGACUGUGGAAAUCAGCUUGCACUUGCAAUGCAACAGAUUGAGGCAGCCGGUAGAGGUGUACUUGUAUAUUUACGCGGACAUGAAGGUAGGGGUAUUGGAUUGGGCCACAAGCUCCGUGCUUAUAACCUACAGGAUGAUGGGCGCGAUACCGUAGAAGCCAAUGAGGAGUUGGGAUUGCCUGUUGACUCUAGGGAGUAUGGCAUUGGUGCGCAGAUACUGAGGGAUCUAGGUGUUCAAUCUAUGAAGUUGAUGACUAACAAUCCAUCAAAAUAUAUUGGUCUCAAAGGUUAUGGUUUGACUGUUUCUGGUAGGAUCCCAUUGUUAACUCUUAUCACUUCAGAGAACAAGAGAUAUUUGGAGACAAAACGUGUGAAAAUGGGCCACAUCUAUGGCACGGAACAUAACAGUGGCAAUGUUAAAACCGAUAGUGUUGAAGAUUCAAAUUCAAACGGAGUUACUAGCCUUUGAAGCCUUAGAAGAGGAAGUAGAAAUUAACACUGCAGCUGAAUCCAAAAUGUGACAGUUGAAUAAUUCUAUUUAUGAAUGAUUAUUUGCAUAAUUGUUUUGCCUGGUUUUCUUCAACCAGUCACUACUUAAUUAGACUUCAUUCUGAAACUUAGUGUCAUUCAUUAUAAGAUAAGGCCAUUGCCAAAACCAAUCUCUGGUUUCCUUGUCUUUCUUUUGUUGUCUAUUAUAGAGAUUCAUCCAAACUAUCGUAUUGUAUUGUAUCAUUGGAAUAUAUCAACCAUGUUUCUUUCUUCA